Molecule: messenger RNA, 1908 nt
Organism: Sphenostylis stenocarpa
Lineage: Eukaryota; Viridiplantae; Streptophyta; Magnoliopsida; Fabales; Fabaceae
Source: the annotation of a GenBank genome assembly
AUGGCGAACUGGGCAAACCUAGUUCAGAACUGCGUUUCCAAGAAACAGAACAAACAACUCUCAAGACUCUACCUUCUCACCUUCACCACCUUCCUCUGCACCAUCUUCUACCUCCUCGGCCUCUGGCAACACUCCCCGCCGUCACUCGCCGCCGUCUCCGCCGCCACCAAUCUCGCUGGCCGACGCAACUGCGCAGACCCAACUUCCAAUUUCCUCUCCCACCCCAUUUCCAAAUCAACUUUAAAUUUCUCCGCCACCCAUUACUAUCCCGAUCCUGUGGAGACGGCCAGUGAGUUCCACGCGCCGCCUUGCAAUGCGUCGUUGUCGGAGUACACGCCCUGCGAGGACGUGCAGCGGUCGCUGCCCUUCCCCCGCGAGAAUCUGAUCUACCGCGAGCGGCACUGCCCCACGGAGGCGGAGAUGCUCCGGUGCCGUAUUCCGGCUCCUUUCGGGUACCGCGUUCCGCUUCGGUGGCCGGCUAGCCGCGACGCCGCGUGGUUCGCCAACGUGCCGCACAAGGAGCUGACAGUGGAGAAGAAGAACCAGAACUGGGUCCGGGUCGAGGGUGACCUGUUCAAGUUCCCCGGUGGUGGGACCAUGUUUCCACGUGGCGCAAGCGCUUACAUCGAUGACAUCGGGAAACACAUUGAUCUCAAAGAUGGGUCCAUCCGAACCGCCUUAGACACUGGCUGUGGGGUUGCAAGUUGGGGGGCAUAUCUUCUGUCACGAGACAUUUUAGCAGUGUCAUUUGCACCAAGAGAUACACAUGAAGCUCAAGUUCAAUUUGCUCUUGAACGAGGAGUUCCUGCAUUGAUAGGAGUUCUUGCCUCAAUUAGGCUUCCCUACCCUUCAAGGGCCUUUGACAUGGCCCACUGCUCACGUUGCCUCAUUCCCUGGGGCCUCAGUGAUGGGAUUUAUUUGACUGAAGUUGAUCGAGUGCUGCGUCCUGGUGGGUACUGGAUUCUUUCAGGGCCACCAAUAAACUGGGAGAGCCACUGGAAAGGUUGGGACAGGACUCGUGAGAGUCUCAAAGAGGAGCAGGAUACAAUAGAGAAAGUGGCAAAAAGCCUAUGCUGGAAAAAAUUGGUGCAAAAGGGUGACCUUGCCAUAUGGCAGAAGCCCACCAAUCAUAUACAUUGCAAAAUAACAAGAAAAGUCUUCAAGAAUAGACCCUUUUGUGAGGCAAAGGAUCCAGACACAGCAUGGUACACAAAAAUGGAUACCUGCUUGACACCACUGCCAGAGGUGAAUGACAUCAGAGAAGUUAGUGGUGGCCAAUUGUCAAAUUGGCCUGAGAGAUUAACAUCAGUUCCGCCAAGGAUUAGUAGUGGAAGCUUGAAGGGUGUCACGGUUGACAUGUUUAAUGAAAACACUGAGUUAUGGAAGAAGAGAGUAGCAUACUACAAGACCCUGGACUAUCAGCUAGCAGAGCGUGGCAGAUACCGUAAUCUGCUUGAUAUGAACGCUUACUUGGGAGGCUUUGCAGCUGCACUCAUUGAUGAUCCUGUGUGGGUCAUGAACACUGUCCCUGUUGAGGCUGAGUUCAACACGCUUGGUGCCAUAUAUGAACGUGGAUUGAUUGGAACCUACCAAAACUGGUGUGAAGCCAUGUCCACAUACCCAAGAACUUAUGACUUCAUACAUGGUGAUUCGGUUUUUAGCCUCUACCAAAACAGGUGUAAAAUGGAGGACAUUCUGCUUGAGAUGGAUAGAAUUUUGCGGCCACAAGGCAGUGUGAUCUUGCGUGAUGAUGUGGAUGUGUUGUUGAAGGUGAAGAAUUUUGCUGAUGCAAUGCAGUGGGAUUCCAGAAUUGCAGACCAUGAAAAGGGGCCUCAUCAGAGAGAAAAGAUAUUCUUUGCUGUUAAGCAAUACUGGACUGCCCCAUCCCCUGACCAAAAUCCAAUGUAG